AUGGCGGUUGCUAAUGCCAAUGCUGCUGCGGCUGCGGCUGUGAACGCUAAUGCUGUGGCAAUGUCAGUCGCUAAUGCCGCAUUAGCAACAACUAUGAUGAACAAUGAUGCCAACUUGAUGAAUCGGGGCGCCAAUGGGAGUGUGAUUCGAGCAAUGAUGAAGAGGGAUAGGGAGAUUUAUACCCCUACCCCUCCCACUAGUCCUGAUGGUGCUACGGGGUUGGGUGGUUCGUAUGGAACUGGAGGUGCUGGAAAUGAGGGGAGUAUAACACUUCAUCCGGUUUCUGAAAGGGCUGGGGGUGAUCCAUAUCCGGGACAUGGAGCAACAUAUGGUGCAAUGUCUUCUCUCAUGGUGUUGGUGCCACCACUACCGCUGGUGUUGGUGUUGGAGUUGCCAUGCUGCGUAACCAAAGGGAUUACGUCUGCUUACCCUCAACCUCCCCAACCACAUUCGCAUUCACAUCCCCAUUCAAGCGGAAGUGAGGGCCAUAGAGAAGCUGGUAACCCUUCCUCGAGCUACCCUUCUCCUUUGAGUCAUUCUGGAACUGGUGCCGGUGGGAACGGUGUGAAUGGGACCAGUGGAACUACCGGCAGCACACACCCUGGAAUACAUCGUUCUAAUUCUUAUGCUUCUCAUCAUUCGAGCACACAUGAUUCGCCAUAUCACUCUGCUGUUAACAUUAAUUCUGGAUCUCACACACUCCCCCCUGGCUCCGCAUCAGAGUCGCCCACGGAGUUUGGCAUACACCAUUCCAUCGUCGGGCCAUUCCCACAGUGGCUCACUAGCAAGUAUCCCUUCAAUGUCCAGUCUCGGCCGGAUCAUCAAGCCCAGCAGACCCACUGUUCCACCUCCACCUCCACUUCCUCCUCGACUCAUCAUCCCCAUGUGCGAAUGGUGUGCCUCGGCGACUGCCUUCGAGCGACAUCUCAUGUAUUCAUGGACUCAACCCCAUCUAAUGAUGAACUCGGUUUCGAUGUGAUGCCGGACCCCUCCAACAUCGCGGACGGAUGGACUGUAGAGCAACAUGACGACCCUCACAUUCUCCUGCAAGCUCGCUCGCCAGAUCUCACCGAUCCUUCCCUCUCACCACCCAUUCCCUAUUUCGGUGCUAAACUGGACACAUCCAUUCUUCACCCUCUCCUGCCCUAUCCCUCAUCACCUCGUGUCGCUCUCGACUCUAUCAAGGCACUGCAAAAGAAUGAUAGGGAGACAAAACCCCGCACCCGCAUUGAUUCCGAAAAGGAGCGCGAGAAAAAGAAGUGGACUAUAGGCUUAGGAAAGGACAGCAAAGACAAAGAGAAGCAAGGCCAAGGCAACAUCGAGCGUCUUGCAAGGGUCGUCUCAACCGGCUUCGAUCUCAUCCACCUCAUGCCACCUGCGCCUCAUCUUGCUUCGCUGACAGAGUACUUGCGGCAGCCCAGCCUGGCGGUGCUGCAUGAGAGUACAAUGAAGCUGAUGGCAUUGGAUUCACUUGUGGGCUUUCAAACGCCGUCCCAUCCCAUUUGGAAGAGUGGUUGGGGGAACAUGCAAAUCACAUGCACAGCCACAGCAGCUCUGCUCACCAGCUUUGUCCCCCACUGGGACUGCACAAUUCCUUCUUAA
Messenger RNA from Cantharellus anzutake, 1602 nucleotides. RefSeq lists its product as uncharacterized. Bases 1 to 1602 code for a protein of 533 amino acids. The transcript is spliced from 10 exons. Lineage: Eukaryota; Fungi; Basidiomycota; Agaricomycetes; Cantharellales; Hydnaceae. The record is from RefSeq and is a predicted model, not a curated record.